Messenger RNA from Lactuca sativa (garden lettuce), 375 nucleotides. NCBI's taxonomy places the organism in Eukaryota, Viridiplantae, Streptophyta, Magnoliopsida, Asterales, Asteraceae. The record is from RefSeq and is a predicted model, not a curated record.
AUGGUUCCCAAAACUCAACUCACACCACCCCCACAACGACACAAAGGAAAACAACAAGCGCCCAAGGGUAUCGCACAACCGAGAAGACAAAAGUCGAUACCAUGGCUUCCACAAGAAGAACUAGUUUUGGUACAAGCUUGGGUUAACAUUUAUGAGGAUUUGAUGACGGGAAAUGCACAACCAGGAGAUCAUUUUUGGUUUCACAUUUUAGAACGGUUUCGGGAGGAGCUAGGAAAAGAUGGCGACUACCGUACAAAAUCCCAAAUGAAUUCGAAGUUUCGAGAAAUAGCAAAGGGGGUUUCAAAAAUAAACGGGUUGUACAACAACCUAAAAACCCAACGAAAAAACGGUCAAGGCGAUAAAGAAAUACUUUAA